GUUUGGAGUAAGGUGGUGGUUCUUUUCCUCCCUGAAGUUUGGCUGGCGGCACUUACGCUUUGAAGCGGAAGAUUCGCGGUGAGACACAUUUCAAGGGCGACGGCUCAUCGUUUCUCUGGUGUUUUCCUCGACACCUGGGCGCGAGGCGAUUGGGAUGGCCGGCCACUGCGGAGUGGGCCAGUAGUUCAGAACAGCUGGCGGGAGAUCGGCAGGGGGUACACGUCCCGGAGUUCAAGAAGACCGCGUGAAGUCACUUUCCCCCAGACAAUGCCGAAGAAGAAAAAUACGAACACAAACCUCAUUAUUUGUGGAGCUCCAGCAAAAAAGAUGCCUGUUUCGAAUGACGACUCCAACAAGCCAUCCAUUUUGAAAGCCUUGGAGGCAGUUGUAGCAGCUGGUAGACUCGGCUUGCUCGGUCCAACAGCAAUGGCGGCUGUGGAAGCCAUGCCAGACUUGGAGGUGCAGAGUUGCGAUGGAAAGGUGGGCCAAGGAACCCCAAGUUCGAUUCCACUUUUGGGAGAAAAGGAGGAAGGAAAAGAGGAAAGAAAGAAGAAAAGAAAGGUGAACGAGGAGGGUAAAUCUGAUGUGGCUGUCACACCACUAGUGAAGGGUACUGGAAGUUCGAGCUGUACCAGAAAGGACAUCUGGAUAUGUGGCGAUCAUGUGAUUUCGUUAUCAGAGAGGAGGUCGCAAUCCAGCCAGGCAACAAAGCAAUUGGGCUUCUCGGAUUCUGUUGCAUAUGUGACUUGGCGAGGUAUCCCUACAAUGAUGUGGGAUGAUCUAUUACCCAAACUGCAUCAGUUAUAUCAUCAGUACCGUUUCCCAUCUAUUAUAGUAAUACACCUUGGGGAAAAUGAUUUGUUGGUCGACAGUAGCCAUUCACUUAUUACCAGGAUGCAAAAUGAUUUAGUUAUCCUUAAAAAAGCAUUUCAAGAUGUUGUAAUAAUUUGGUCUUCACUGUUACCAAAAGACACUUGGAAGCCAUCUGAGAAGUCACAAGUUAUGGAAUCUGAACGUAAUAAUGUCAACUGCAAAAUGGAAGAAUUUUGUAAUGAAAAUGGCUUGCACUAUUUUUCACAUCCAUCCAUUACUAGUGAAAAUAAACAGCUGUUCACGCAAGAGGGCACACUGUCUAGGGCAGGAGGUGAUAUUUUUAUAGCUGAGCUGAAGAAACUCUUGAAUACCUAUCUGGACCAUAAAUAAUUCUGAAAUUAUAUUCCUUGAUGGAGGAUAGUUUUUCCAGACUGUUUCUUUACAUCCUAGUCCUGUAUGCACAUUGGUGUGUUGGGUUUUGUGGAGUUUGCAGUGGGUGGGAAAGAAAUACUGAAAAUAUCUGUGUCACUGUAUGGAAGGAUAGCUUUGUUUUGUUGCCUGUCCAUCGAAUUCUACCUUGCAAGAACAGUGGCAAGUAUUUUUUCAUGUGUUAAAUUUUAUAUAGAAAUAUAUGAAGAAAAACUGGUCAAGGAUACAAUGAAGAAUUGUAUUUUUAUUUGUGUGGAUGCUCCUUUUUUCCUCCC
Molecule: messenger RNA, 1517 nt
Organism: Gekko japonicus
Lineage: Eukaryota; Metazoa; Chordata; Lepidosauria; Squamata; Gekkonidae
Exons: 3
Coding region: 268-1203 (311 amino acids)
Source: RefSeq, a predicted model, not a curated record